UCUCUUUUGACAUAUUAGAGCCACUAUAUCCAUCUCUCUAUGGCAUCAUAUUCAUUCAAGCUCACAGUAAUAUUCAUUCUAGCCACAGUCACGUGCUCAUCAUCAGCCGCCAAGGAAACAACCAUGUCUCUCUAUUUCCAAGACUAUUCCGGCGGCCCUAACGCCACCGUCAUGCAGGUCAACAGCGGCGGCCUCUCCGGCGACGACGGGGCCCUCAAAUUCUUCGAAUUCGGGUCCCUCUUCGUCACGGACGACCCGAUAACGGAGGAAUUCGACAGCGGCUCCGCCGUGGUCGCCAGGGGCCAAGGCCUGUACGUGACUUCGGCACUGGACGGAAAAAUAGCGCACGUGGUAAUUUCAGUUGUCUUUACCGGCGGCGAGUUCUCCGGCAGCACUUUGCAGAUACAAGGCGCUAGUCCUCAGUUGGAGAAGGUGAGGGAGGUGGCGGUCGUCGGCGGCACCGGGAUUUUCCGGUUCGCCCGGGGAUACGCCACAUUCGAGACGGUCCACUUCAACUUGGAAAAUCACCACGUUGUUAUUCAGUUUAACGCCACUGUUCAACACUAUUAGACCAUAUUUCAAUGUUUUAUUAGUUGAAUUUAUAUAGUUACUAUUAAAACUUUGAUUAUUGUAAUAUGUAAUGGACCAACUUCUGAUAGAUGUUAUUCAAUAAUGGAGAAAACUUAUGUAACUCUUCUAAUUCUUCUAUUGUAUUACUCC
Ipomoea triloba (trilobed morning glory) is the source of this 720-nucleotide messenger RNA. RefSeq names its product dirigent protein 22-like. Bases 40 to 570 code for a protein of 176 amino acids. The record is from RefSeq and is a predicted model, not a curated record. NCBI's taxonomy places the organism in Eukaryota, Viridiplantae, Streptophyta, Magnoliopsida, Solanales, Convolvulaceae. The transcript has a single exon.